AUGGUCAAGAUGCUCUAUCAUCCAUACGUUGGCGGCGGUGGAUCGUCAUAUCAACAUCCAAUCUACCCCAGUCACUUCUUUCGUCAAGUGGACAUCAAUGGUUGGCUAUUUGACAUACUCCUACAGUUUGGAAAUGGUAGCAACAAGGUGUUCCUAUGCAUGGACUCUGAGUCCAAGGAACUGAGAGUAUGCAAGCAGAUUGAUUACGCGACAUUCACACAGAAGCAGUAUGAUAGGAUAUUCACAGAGAUUGCAGCGAUGCAACGAUUGAGGCACUGUCCACAUAUUGUCAAGUAUAUCAAUCAUUAUCGUGAUCCCGAGAUCAAGCGAGUAUACAUUGUGAUGGAAUACUGCGAAGGUGGCGACCUACAUCAAUACAUCCAAGACAUUGAACAAUCCAACGAAUCACUAAAGACAAUGAUAGUGCAUCAUUCAAUGUUGAGAAGAUCACAACUUAGAGAUACAUUCACAUUUGUCAAUGAAGAGACGAUAUGGAAGCAUUGCUCAGAGCUACUGAAUAUAUUGACAACACUGGACAAUCAUUCAAUCAUCCACUUCGACAUCAAACCUGGCAAUAUAUUCUUGAAGAACAAUCAGUUGGUACUUGGUGACUUUGGUUGUUCAAAGAUAAUCGAUGACUCUGACAGCGAAACAGACACCGAGUCUGACAAAGGUGAUGAUGGUGAUGAUGACAGCGACAGUGACAGUGACAGUGAUACAGGGUCUGGCGACACCGAGUCCAGUGACCAGGGAAGAGAUCAUCGUAUAGUGAUCGAGAUCAGCAACAGCAGCAACAACAUCAACAACAAUAACGUGGACAAUGACACUAUGCAAGUACCAGUGCAAGCGCCAAUGACAGCUGGUGGCAUAUGUGAGAUGAUUAGACAAAUCAAUCUGAGUAGCAUCAGUGAUACAAGCUCGGGACAAUCAUCCGGAAUAGUUGGAACACUUGGAUACCUUGCUUUGGAAGUGGCGCAGAAAGCGGACGACAUUGACUCACGAGCAGACAUAUACUCUGUCGGGUCAACCAUUCUUCGACUUCUCUCAUGCCAUCCAGACGAUGAGAGGAAUCAUUCAUUGAUAGAGGACGACAGGGACAAUGUAGUUAUAUCCGAACAAAGAUACUCGGCGGACCUUCGCGAGUUUGUAAAGUCGCUGCUGCAGGCCAAGCGUGAAGACCGUGCUACGCUUCAAAAGAUCCUGAAGCAUGCUCAUCCUAAUGUUACAUAUGGCCAGAAGACAUAUGUAAUCUACAUCAACAUGCCAUUCGUACAUCCAAUCCCCGACACUGUGGAGAGGCUGUACUUCCUCCAAGACUUUAACCAGCCCAUUGAGCGGGGCACCCUUCCAGCGUCACUGCUUUCGAUCAAGUUUGAUGGCGCCUUCAAUCAACCGAUAUGGCCGGGCACCAUACCAUGCUCGGUGCGCUCGAUCAAGCUCCACGGAUCGUUCAAUCAACCGAUAAUUCCAGACUCGUUCCCGGCUUCGCUUCAGGUCCUGAGUCUCAGCUCCUUUUUCGAUCGACACCUGGCUUUCGGCUCCCUCCCCGAGCACCUUGAGCAUCUGAGCUUUGGCAAGGAGUUCAACCAGGUACUGCCUGUUGGUACCCUGCCCUCUACUCUAAAGUUCCUGCGCUUUGGUGACCAGUACAACCAGGUUCUGCCGGUCGGAGCCCUGCCCUCGGCGUUGGAGUGCUUGCGAUUCGGGGAUGAGUUCAACCAGGCACUUCCGGCCGGCACCCUUUCAUCCUCACUCAGACAGCUCGUAUUUGGAAAGUCAUUCAAACAACUUCUUGGUGAUUGCCAUCUUCCAGAGCAUCUGGCCGUUCUUGUUAUGAGCUGGUACUAUAAGGAUGCCAUCCCACGCAAUGUUCUGCCGGCAGGUCUGCGUGAACUAGUCUGUAGGCGGUCUGUGGCACCAACUUCUAGCGUACCCAGGUCACCAGCUUCGGCACUUUCCAAGACCAAUGGCCAUAGCAAACGAAGGAAGAACAUUACAACCUCUGCUGCGGUACCAGGACAUGGCGGUCACUACCCAUCUACCCUUACCAUCUUUACAAUAUGGCGCAACAAGAGGUUUUUGAAUGGAACAAAGAAGAUACCAACACAGAGCAGGAGUAGAAGUAGUAGUGGAACAAGUAGUACAGGCAAUAAACCUCGCUAA
Molecule: messenger RNA, 2163 nt
Organism: Acytostelium subglobosum LB1
Lineage: Eukaryota; Evosea; Eumycetozoa; Acytosteliales; Acytosteliaceae
Exons: 4
Coding region: 1-2163 (720 amino acids)
Biological process (GO): protein phosphorylation
Molecular function (GO): protein kinase activity; ATP binding
Source: RefSeq, a predicted model, not a curated record